CUCGCUAUGCAGGAAAUCUCAAAGACGCAAAUGACCGACUCUGAAGUUGGCAUGAAAGACGCCUUCAGAAUCAAGCUGCAACACAUCUUCGAAACCCUUAAGUCGCCAGACCCGGAGAACCCUUUACCUUCAGUCGAGCUGGCCAGCUUUGGCAGUCUUAGCUCUGGCUUUGCCACCGCUGGCUCUGACAUGGAUCUGGCGAUAGUAACGUCAUCCGAACAAGAUCUCAGUCAGCGUUUCUCGCCGCAUGAGCAUGGUCUUCCCCGAGUCCUCGAGAAAGAAUUACUUGACAACGGCAUUGGCGCCCGUCUUCUUACCCGCACCCGCGUGCCGAUCAUCAAGAUCUGUGAACAGCCACCACCGGAGCUCCUGGACGCUCUUCGCGAAUCCCGCGACAAAUGGGACAAUCUGCCUGACGAUGAAAAAUACGCCACUUCAAAACCCUCCGCCGAUGACACGACACCUAAGAAGGAUGCUUCGGAUGCCCAAAUCUCGCCUCCUCAAUCCGAGUCACAGAUCGGUGGGGCUGAAUCUACCGCGCAAAACGGCGUCAGUCUCCAAGCAGCCAAGCAUUCGGAAAACACACAGCAACCGCACCAGCCAGUCCACGAUAAACAGGCGAAUCGUCAACGUAACGACAAGACUUGGAAACGUGAGAAGGCCAAUGGUCCUCUAGACUUCCCCAAGGAUGGAGUUGGAAUUCAGUGUGAUAUCAACUUCUUCAACCCUCUCGGCAUCCACAACACUCAGAUGUUGCGAUGCUACUCGAAGUGUGAUUCCAGAGUAAGACCCAUGGUACUAUUCAUCAAGUCGUGGGCCAAGCGCAGGAAGAUCAACUCCUCCUACUCGGGUACACUCUCGUCGUAUGGUUAUGUUUUGAUGGUCCUUCACUACCUUGUCAAUGUAGCACAGCCCCCUGUUCUGCCUAAUCUGCAACACGAAGCAGAGGCCAAUGGCACGCCUUCCACUACCAUUGAUGGUUACGAGGUUCGAUUCUUUGAUAAUGAAGACUUGAUCGAGAGCCGUGCCCGUCAAGGCGGGGUGACUCAAAACAACGAGUCACUGGGCAAGUUGCUUGUCGGCUUUUUCAAGUACUACGCUGUCAAUGCUGGAGGAUUCUUCUGGACUCGUGAUGUGCUGAGUCUCAGGUCGCAAGGCGGCAUCUUGUCAAAGGAUGAGAAGGGUUGGACGGGCGCAAAGACCGAGGUUGGUGAGAACAAGGAAGUACGCCAUCGCUAUCUUUUCGCCAUCGAAGACCCAUUCGAGACCACUCACAAUGUCGCACGUACUGUCACGCAUAACGGAAUCUGCGCUAUCAGAGACGAGUUCCGUAGAACAUGGCGCAUCAUCAGCGCUGUCGGUCGCAACAGAGAUGAACCCGAAGGUGGCCUCUUUGACGAGUUGACAGAAGCUGAA
This is a messenger RNA of Aureobasidium pullulans EXF-150, 1416 nucleotides long. RefSeq names its product PAP/OAS1 substrate-binding domain-containing protein. Gene Ontology annotation, biological process: RNA 3'-end processing. The record is from RefSeq and is a predicted model, not a curated record. Gene Ontology annotation, molecular function: RNA uridylyltransferase activity. Lineage: Eukaryota; Fungi; Ascomycota; Dothideomycetes; Dothideales; Saccotheciaceae. The annotation marks the transcript as partial. The transcript is spliced from 2 exons.